AUGACAGGCAAGUGUGGCCAUGUUAAAUACCAAAAUAUUAUUCGAUCAAGUAGCACAAAUUUGCAAUUACCGAGUAGUAGAAGAAGAGUCAUUUCUUUUCAGGGCUCCGUCAAGUCUGUCCAAACUUCUUGUCGAAUAUCUGUCCCAGGCACCUCAUCAACGAGGGAAGAAAAAGUGCCUUCGAGCUUCUUGAGGGACAAGAAGUUGAUUCCUGAUUCAGAUCCUCCUAGCAUGCAAGAUGUCAACCUUUUGUAUCAGUUUUUUGAUCAAAGUACCAAGCUUAUGGUGUUGACAGGAGCUGGAAUUAGCACAGAAUGUGGAAUUCCUGACUACAGAAGCCCAAAUGGAGCUUAUAGCUCUGGUUUCAGACCAAUUACCCAUCAGGAGUUUCUCCGUUCAAUUCGGGCCCGGAGGCGAUAUUGGGCAAGGAGUUAUGCUGGGUGGAGACGGUUUACUGCUGCACAUCCUGGUCCAGCUCAUAUUGCUUUAGCAUCCCUAGAAAAAGCUGGCAGGAUAAACUGUAUGAUUACACAAAAUGUUGAUAGGUUGCAUCACCGUGCUGGUAGUAACCCAGUUGAAUUACAUGGGACUGUAUAUUCUGUGGUUUGUAUAGAGUGUGGUUUUUCCUUCCCUCGGGAUCUAUUUCAGGACCAAGUUAAGGCCCUUAAUCCAAAGUGGGCAGAGGCAAUUGAGAGAUUGGACUAUGGUAACCCUGGAUCAGAAAGGAGCUUUGGCAUGAAGCAGAGACCUGACGGUGACAUUGAAAUUGAUGAAAAAUUUUGGGAGGAGGAAUUUCACAUCCCUACUUGUCAAAAGUGCAAUGGAGUGCUUAAACCUGAUGUUGUCUUCUUUGGUGAUAAUGUUCCCAAGGAUAGAGCUGAUAAGACAAUCCAAGCUGCAAAAGAAUGUGAAGCUUUUCUUGUGCUAGGAUCAUCCGUAAUGACGAUGUCUGCUUACCGGCUUGUCAGAGCUGCACAUGAAGCUGGUGCUGCUACUGCAAUAGUAAAUGUAGGAGUGACACGUGCCGAUGAUUUUGUACCUUUGAAAAUCCAUGCUCGACUGGGAGAGAUUCUACCCAGAGUGCUUGACAUGGGAUCCCUCUGUGUCCCUGCAGUUGGUUGA
Molecule: messenger RNA, 1122 nt
Organism: Prunus armeniaca (apricot)
Lineage: Eukaryota; Viridiplantae; Streptophyta; Magnoliopsida; Rosales; Rosaceae
Source: the annotation of a GenBank genome assembly